Messenger RNA from Auanema sp. JU1783, 1299 nucleotides. Lineage: Eukaryota; Metazoa; Nematoda; Chromadorea; Rhabditida; Rhabditidae. The record is from the annotation of a GenBank genome assembly.
AUGGAUGAGGUAGAAGCAGCACUGAUGGUAGAAGAAGAUGAAGAGUAUGACUGGUGGGAUGCGAAUUGCUCGAUUAUCUAUCCAGAACUUAGUCGAUUAAUCUUAGUUGGUGUUGUUGGAGCUGUGAUUGCCUUCACAUCCGUCUGUUUCAACACUUUUCUCUUUUGUGUCCUUUUUCGGAAUAAGAGACAUCGCUCAUCGCAUGUUCUUUACCUCAUUUUCCUGGCCAUGGCCGAUGUUUUUCUCUCAGCUUCAUAUAUCCUGCUAUUUCCUAUUAACCUCUAUAUGGAUUACUUCGAAUCGGAUAUCCUGGCUUCAGCCUGGUGGACUUACAUGAGGAUGACCAUAACAGUGUCUCAUGUAUUCAUUAGUACUUCUGCUUUUCUCAUCGUCGCAGCAGCAUUUGAACGGUAUGUAACAAUCGCCAAACUGCGUAAUCAAUUCGCACGAAGACAUCGCUGCAUUAUUUCAUUAAUGGCUGUUUUUUUUGCAUUUUUAGCAAAAUCUCCAAUGUAUUUUGAAGUUCAAGUUAUCCCGAAUGGCAACUGCACAGGCGUGACGUCAUGGACUGCAACUGUUGCUGAAUUCAGUGAAAUGGAGCCGUAUAAAACCUUUUACAAAUACUGGUUCCGCAAUAUUUUUACCAUAUUUAUACCAUUCGCUAUGUGUUUUUAUUUGAAUUUUGAAAUUAUUCGCAGACUACGAGAACAGCAUCAGGGGGCUAAGCUUUUCCGUUUUGCAACAUCGGAACAUCGACAAAACAUCCGGUCAGCCACUCUGAUGCUUGUCUUCGUAACCUGCACAUACUUGGCGUCUAACCUAUUGAAUGUGAUCGUCUACACUUGGGAGCUGAUUGAUAAGCCUUCACUGAUGUCUGAACAGCUCCGUCCCUUCUAUACAUUGUCCUCUGAUCUCGUUUCUCUAUUCACCGUGUUAGCCAGUUGUACUCGACUUCCUAUCUAUAUAGCUUGCAACUCGCGAAUACGUUGUGAAGUAUUUGAUGCAUUGGAGAAUAUUCGAACAAUUCGACUAAAAGUAACAGGAUCGAAGUCAUCCACACCAACGAAAGCCAAACGACUACGGCCAAUGACGACAAUCCGCUAUUGUGAUACCGGAAACGGUUUCAUGAUUUAUGAGACAAAUGAUCAACUCGAACAAUCUUUGUUGACGACCAAGAAAGGAGAAGCUCGCGUACGUAGUGUAGGCACUGGCUUGGAUAAGAUUGUUCUAUCGGUUGCGAUGGGAGGCAUUCGACAUAAAUUUCCAUCAACGCCUGUCAUAGAUGCAGCUGAUGAUUGA